CUUGAUAAAACAUAGGCAACCCAACGUCUUCUGCUCUUUUAUCCUUGACAUCCCAUCAUGACUAGUUCAUCAAAGAAGAGUGUCCUGAUUAUCGGAGGUGGAGCGGUGGGAGCCAUUGCUGCAUUGAACCUUGAAGUCGGCGGACUUGCGAGUGUUACUCUCGUACUACGAUCGAAUUUCAACGCGGUAAACGAGCAUGGUUUUGAUAUCAAAUCAUGCGAUCAUGGCAGGGUCAACAGCUGGAAGCCGAGCGUAGUCCGCAACUCAAUUCCCGAUAUCGCGAAAGAGUCUCUCCCAUCGUACGACUACAUCGUCCUCUGCACGAAGAAUAUCCCAGACGUUCCGCCCACAGUAGUCGAUCUUGUUACGCCUGCCUUACCCGAAACCAACACGCACACCACCCUGAUUCUCCUCCAGAAUGGCCUCCACAUCUACAGACCAUUCUUGGAAACUCAUCCCCAGACACCCGUGCUAAGCGGUAUUUCCAUGAUCGGCAGCGAAGAGAUUUUCCCCGGACAGAUCAUCCAAGACGAAGGCGACAAGCUCAUCAUCGGCGCAUUCCCGAAUCCCAACAUCGAUCCCCCUACUUCCGCAGCGCUCGAAUUCGUCAACAUCUACAAGAACGGCGGAAAGACGGACUGCAAGCUCAGUGAAGACGUGCUACACGAUCGAUGGCGGAAGCUCGUCUACAACGCGUGUCUGAACCCGAUCUGCGCGAUCCUAGGCCUAGAUACAGGAAGACUGAGACUGUCUGCGGAUGGAGAGGUGGUAGAGCACUUAGUUCGGCCGGCGAUGUGGGAGAUUGUGGAGGCAGCGAGGGCGAAUGGGGUCGUGCUUGACGAGGAUGUGGUGCAAAAGAUGAUCGAUGCGGACCCGCUGCAGAGCUACCUGAACCCUUCCAUGCUCGCAGAUGUGAAGAAGGGGAAUCUCAUCGAGCACGAAAAUUUGCUAGGUGAGCCGCUGAGGGAGGGGAAGAAAGCGGGUGUCAUGAUGCCGAAGAUUGAGAUGUUGUAUUACAUGGCGAAAGGGAUUCAGUGGCGGACUAUGGAGGUGAGGGGGAUGGUGGAAAUCCCGCCGAAGAAUGUGUAGCUGCCUUGGGCAACCUCGAAGUAGAAGCUGAG
Molecule: messenger RNA, 1121 nt
Organism: Paraphaeosphaeria sporulosa
Lineage: Eukaryota; Fungi; Ascomycota; Dothideomycetes; Pleosporales; Didymosphaeriaceae
Product: 2-dehydropantoate 2-reductase
Exons: 2
Coding region: 58-1089 (343 amino acids)
Biological process (GO): pantothenate biosynthetic process
Cellular component (GO): cytoplasm
Molecular function (GO): 2-dehydropantoate 2-reductase activity
Source: RefSeq, a predicted model, not a curated record